UGACAACCUAACAUUCCGGAAGAACUCCACUAGAGCGCUUCAUCGAAGUAAACAAGAUGGCUGUGAAUGUCAGAAGAGGUUUGGAGAUCCCAGAGCCAUCAGAUUACAGCAGCUGUGAAGAUGAUGAUGUGUCUUAUUACACAGAUCUGCAGCAGCCUGAUAAUAAUCUACCGGAGUCUGCAAGAGUGAUCAAUAAGCUGUUAAACAACCUUGUUGACAGUGCAUGGGAAGUUAUAUCAAAGCAGGAGAAGAUCAAGAGGGGUGAAGAAGCAGCAAGACAAAUCCCUGUGCUGAAUGCUACUAAAGAAAUGAAGCUUCCAGGCAGAACUAAUAGUAUCGUGAGCUCUGAUGAUGGACUUUACCUGUUUCUGGGUCACACUCACGGUGUGUCAGUCAUCAGUACAUCCACUCUCACCUGUGUAAGAACAUGGCAGGAUGAAAGAGUGGAGAUUACAAGCAUCUCUUGUGCCUCUCUGGGAAAUGCCACACACCUCUUAUUCACAGUGGAUGACAUGGGUAUUGCACGGCUUUUUGUGCAUCACAUGGAGAAUAUUUAUUUAAUAAAAGUCAUCAAUGAAACUGAAGAUAUAAACCAAAGAAACAUCUGUGCAAAAUUUGAAGUGUCUAGAAGUGGGGACUUUGGAGCUGCAGUCAUGACAUGUAAAUUUCCUAUUAAAAUAUGGAAAUGUAAUAUAAGACUAAAAAUACAGUUAACUGUGAGUACUACUGAUUCAUUAAUGCUGUUGUGGUAUAUUAUCAAUGAAGCCAGUGGCUCUGUUUGGCUGGAUGUCUAUCGCUUCCCAGUAGAUGUGUGGCUCAAAGAGCUGGAAACCAAACAGGCUACACAAACCCAACAGAACACAGAAGCCAAACUGUCUCCAGUAAUCUUACUCAUGAAGAUCAAACCUCCAGAAAUCCCUACAGGAACCUCUCUGAAAAGUCCAUCUGAGGUCCUGCAGAAGACAGAGGAAGGCACUAUAAUAGGCUCAGGCCAAAAUCACUUCAUAAGUAGUCGUCAAUGGGAAAACCAGGAUGCAGCAUUUAAGAAAAUGUUCAUGAAGUACCUCAGCUCCAGCUCUGCGAUGCCACCACAGCAAAAAGCAGAAGGACCCAGCAACUGUACUUGUCACUUCUUACUGCGUGAGGGGUUUCAUUCACUGCCUGGGGAAGCGAAGGCAGCGAGAGAUAUUCCCAUUGCUGUGUGCCUGUGGUGGAAUGGCAGCUAUAACCUCUUACAGUAUCUUCUGAUGAAGACCCUUAAAGAGAAGGACAGUGAACCCAGGCCAGAUGUUUUGUGGCCCAAUUCUCAGAAAAUCCUCUGCUCUGCCAUCAGUGCUUGCACACGGUUUGUUGUUCUAGGACUCGACGGUCAGCUGGUUACUAUAUGGGACAGACGGUUUGGGUGUCCAUAUGCUAAUAUUGUGAUCCCAGGAGAUGGUGCCAUUUGCAGGAUGAGGCUUCUUUUGCAGAGUCAAUUGCCGGUCACUCAGCUCUUUCAGGGUCCCUUUUUACCCACACUACAGUUAGUGCUCACUUGCAGAAGUGGGGCAUGUUACAGUGUGACAGCAGGCAGAGGAGGAGACACAUGCACUGUUGCACUUAUUGAAAGAUCUGCAGACCCAGGCAGUUCUGUCACUGUAGCUGAACCUGUGCCUUUCCUGAAGUUUCUGAUUUUGUUGAUGCAAAGAAAUGGGCAAGUAUCGAUAUGGAAAACGGAGGAUUGCGCACCAGUAUUUAUCUUAAACCUGCCCCCAACUCAUGUGCUGGGCUCACUCAGGGAACCUGUGUGUCUGCUUGAGCCAGUCCAACAAAAACUAUAUAUUACAGGUGACAGAAAAGCACCUUUGGUGGAGGUGACUGAUAGGAACAAGGAUGAGAGCGCUCUCUUCAUCUUCAGCUUUUCAGAAUGCACACUGAUGGAUCUGUACCGUGUCUCGAGUCCAGCUGUAAGUGAAAAAGAGACCAGGGCCACACUCUCAGAUUUGGAGGAGGUCUACAACCUUUACUUUAAGGAAAGAGCUGAACACAAAAAGAGGAACAGAAAUUUGGCUUUCCAAUGGGAGCAGCUUUCGAAGCGUGAUAUUAAAUGAUGCUUCAUAUAGUCAUACUGACAGACAGAGAAUGAGUCUUAUUUUUUAUUUAUUAAUGAGGAUAAAAUGUAUGCACGUAUUAAUUAAUCAAUUAGCCAGAGAAAAAAUGUAUGUUUUAAUUUUUGCUGUCAUAUAUAAAAAAAAAAAUAAAAAAAACACAAACAUUGAAUACCGUACAUUUGAAAUUCAAAUGAAAGUUAAUUUCAGUUCAGGGUUACUAGGAGAUUACAUGUCAGUUUUCACAAGAAGCUCUUCUACAUGAAGCCAGGCCAGUGCAAAUGUGUUUAUAUGUGCACUUGUCUUAUGUCAGAAAAUGUCAUAUAAUAUCACAGCUAAACAUGUCUCCCACACAUUGUACUGAAUGUCACUACAGUUUUUCUUGUUAUUUAUUUUAUAUGAUGAGCCAUAGGCACUGGUCUUCAGAUUUGCUCCAUUUAAGUCUUUUUCCGGCAAGCAACUCAUUUCAAGAUUAGUACAUUUGUACUGUUUGUGCUGAACAUCAAUUUAAUUGAAUUUGAGCUUCAAUAUUAAUCAGAGUAACUAGAUUUUGCUUCCUCAGGCAUAUUAAAAACCUCAACCAUUCCAUUUUAUGUCGUUUUGUCUAUUCAAUGUUUUGUUAAAUUUUUACUUGUUCUUCUUUAAGUGGACUGCCCAUGGGCAGAGGGGAGGCCGUAUUUUUAUGAGGUUAUAGAAUCUUGCAUUAUUGCAAUUCUCCUCAGAUAUCACUCAGAUCUUCAGUCCAGCUGUUUUUAAAUGUCCCGAAAUCUCGAUUGAAAACAAAAGGCAACAGGUCUUUUUCAGUCUAUGCUCCAAAACUUUGGAGCCAAGUUGUUGGUUUAGAUGAUUUAUCAAGCUUAUACAAUUCUUCCUCUCCUAUAUCAGAGAAUGUGUGGAACUGUUCCUCAGGGGAUCUAUAGUGCACUGUCUGAUGUGAUACUGUAGCUGACGCCUGAAGGCUUAUAAUUUGAUCUCUAAUAGUAUCUAACUUAAAAGUAAAGUAGUUCAUAAAGUCAUUACUGUUGUGAUGUUGGGAAAUGUCAACACUUGUUGAUGCUUUAUUUUUUGGCAAUUUAGCCACUGUAUUG
Messenger RNA from Carassius auratus (goldfish), 3175 nucleotides. It is a transcript of the gene wdr93, whose product is annotated as WD repeat domain 93. Gene Ontology annotation, molecular function: protein binding. Gene Ontology annotation, biological process: electron transport chain. The record is from RefSeq and is a predicted model, not a curated record. Bases 57 to 2090 code for a protein of 677 amino acids. Gene Ontology annotation, cellular component: respiratory chain complex I. The transcript is spliced from 15 exons. Lineage: Eukaryota; Metazoa; Chordata; Actinopteri; Cypriniformes; Cyprinidae.